This is a messenger RNA of Xenia sp. Carnegie-2017, 1438 nucleotides long. Its product is annotated as peptide methionine sulfoxide reductase MsrB-like. Gene Ontology annotation, biological process: protein repair; response to oxidative stress. The record is from RefSeq and is a predicted model, not a curated record. Gene Ontology annotation, molecular function: peptide-methionine (R)-S-oxide reductase activity. Lineage: Eukaryota; Metazoa; Cnidaria; Anthozoa; Malacalcyonacea; Xeniidae. The transcript is spliced from 5 exons. Gene Ontology annotation, cellular component: cytoplasm. Bases 634 to 1275 code for a protein of 213 amino acids.
UUAUCAGUCUAUUUGACUGCUUUCUGCUCUCUUCUUGAAAUAAAGUUCUUACUUACUGGUAAAGUAAAGUACAGGUUCAACCCGUCUACUGGGUGGGGUAGUCUGGAAGUUUCAAUGGAGCUGCCCAUGACCCUGAUGUUAAUUUUCGCUAAAAGGUACAAUGCUGCACAUGAAUUCAAGAAAUUGGGGGUGAUGACCGAGCUAAAACACACAUAUUCAGUUCUACCCUACUGACCUUGAAUAUUUAUUCACUCCCCAAUAACUAAAAUAUAAAGUUUGUUUGAUCGGAUAACUACCUUCAUUAAGCAAAUAUACAAAACGCUAAUGUUUGGACGAAUGAUUAAAUUGAUUUAGAUAUUGCUCUACAAUCGGCAAAAAUCUUAGAGACUCAAGGCUUAGAUCCACAGCACGAUAAAUUAACAUUCAGACAAAUUUCCUCGUAUCCAGUAAAAAUUUAUCCUUCACAAACUAUUUAGGAAUAUAUUUUACCACAUUUUCAGUCUCUAAAUCGAAUUCUGAGAACGCCUUCUGCCUAACUUUGAUAAGUUGUACCAGUUAGGAAGCCAAUAAGUUAAAUAAUUUCCUCAAUGGUCUAUCAGUAAAAAUUCCAUAGAUUGAACAACUUACGUAAUAAUGGCGGCUGCAGUAUUACGAUGUCGUUUUGUUGGAACAUUUAGCAAACGUUGGUGGCCAUCGUUUUGCUAUUUUUAUGACCAAAGAAGCUGUUGUAAAAUCAAAACUGGUCUUCGUCUUUACAAAUUACCACCCUCCUUAAGUGGUUGGCAUUUUAGAACGUUUAAAACGACAAUGAAAUAUCGUUCAGAUUCAGGGAAUCCAUUCCAAAAUUUGACUGAAGAUGAUUGGAUGAAAAGAUUGACUGCCCAACAGUAUUAUAUUUGCCGAGAAAAAGGAACCGAACCGCCUUGGUCAGGUGAACUAUUGGAUAAUAAAAUGCAUGGUGUAUACAGUUGUGUUUGCUGUGAUUUGGACCUAUUUCACUCCUCAGCAAAAUUUGAUUCAUCAAGUGGCUGGCCUUCAUUUUGGUCUGCAAUAGAAGAUGACCAAACAGAAGAACAGAAACAGCUUGGGCUUCCCAAUUUGAGAGUCAUUCAAAAAGUAGAUAAGAGUCAUGGGAUGGUGAGAGUGGAGGUAUUAUGUAGUCGGUGUUCAUCUCAUCUAGGACAUGUCUUUGGCGACGGACCUCAACCAACUGGACUACGUUAUUGCAUUAACAGUAUUGCACUGAAAUUUAAACCCAUGGACGAUGAACAAUAAUACCAACCAACAACAUGGCCGCAGCCUGCCUGGAUUCUUUAUUCAAGCCUAAUAAAAUCCCUUCAUCAAUAUAAAAUACACUACGUCAAAAUAAUUUGAAGUAAAUUGUUUACAAAUACAAUCAUCAUCAACUUGCUAGAAGCAGUUGCCUACGAGAGAAAAA